Molecule: messenger RNA, 3906 nt
Organism: Vicia faba (fava bean)
Lineage: Eukaryota; Viridiplantae; Streptophyta; Magnoliopsida; Fabales; Fabaceae
Source: the annotation of a GenBank genome assembly
AUGUCACAAGGUUCUGAGCAAUGGAAAUGGUCUGAAAUGCAAGGCAUUGAGCUACUUUCAUCUUCUCAAUCAACAACUCCAACACCAGCAUUGGAGUUAGAAAGAGUUGAAUCCAAGGAACAUGUGGAAGAGGAAAGUUCAUUACCCAACAACAAAAGCUGUGACUUUUCUGAUGGAAAUGAGAAGAUUAAGAAUGUUCCUUCUGUUGGAUUUGGUGAGCUUUUCAGAUUUGCUGAUGGGUUGGAUUAUAUUCUCAUGACAAUUGGAACUCUUGGAGCAAUUGUACAUGGUUGUUCAUUGCCACUUUUUCUUCGGUUCUUUGCUGAUCUUGUUAACUCUUUUGGUUCCAAUGCUGAUGAUUUGGACAAGAUGACCCAAGAAGUUGUCAAGUAUGCAUUUUACUUUCUGGUUGUUGGUGCUGCUAUUUGGGCAUCUUCAUGGGCAGAGAUAUCUUGUUGGAUGUGGACUGGUGAGAGACAAUCAACAAGGAUGAGAAUUAAGUAUCUUGAAGCUGCUUUGGAUCAAGAUAUUCAGUUCUUCGACACUGAAGUUCGAACUUCCGAUGUUGUUUUCGCCAUCAACACUGAUGCUGUUAUCGUACAAGAUGCAAUAAGUGAGAAGUUAGGUAAUUUUAUUCACUAUAUGGCUACAUUUGUUUCUGGAUUUGCUGUUGGUUUUAGUGCUGUUUGGCAAUUGGCAUUGGUUACACUUGCUGUUGUGCCUAUGAUAGCUGUAAUAGGAGGCAUUCAUACUACUACUUUGGCUAAGUUAUCUGGUAAAAGCCAAGAAGCUCUUUCUCAAGCUGGCAACAUUGUGGAACAGACUAUUGUUCAAAUUAGAGUGGUGUUAGCAUAUGUUGGAGAGACAAAAGCACUACAAGGCUAUUCAUCUACUCUGAGGGUUGCUCAAAAGAUCGGUUACCGGACUGGACUUGCAAAGGGGAUUGGAUUAGGCGCGACUUACUUUGUUGUUUUCUGCUGCUAUGCACUUUUGUUAUGGUACGGAGGCUAUUUGGUCAGGCAUCACUACACUAAUGGAGGACUUGCAAUUGCUACCAUGUUUGCUGUCAUGAUUGGUGGAUUGGCUUUAGGCCAGUCUGCACCAAGCAUGGCUGCAUUUACAAAGGCCAGAGUUGCUGCUGCAAAAAUUUUCCGUGUGAUUGAUCACAAGCCUUGUAUAGACAAGAAAAGUGAAUCAGGUUUGGAGUUAGAGACUGUGACAGGACUAGUAGAGCUUAAAAAUGUGAACUUUUCAUAUCCAUCAAGACCUGAAGUUCAAAUCCUUCACAAUUUCUCCUUGAAUGUUACUUCUGGAAAGACCAUAGCUUUGGUUGGAAGUAGUGGCUCCGGAAAAAGCACGGUUGUGUCCCUCAUUGAGAGAUUCUAUGACCCUUCUUCUGGAGAAGUUUUGAUAGAUGGACAUGAUGUUAAGACAUUGAAGCUUAAAUGGUUGAGACAACAAAUAGGACUUGUGAGCCAAGAGCCGGCUUUAUUUGCCACCACAAUUAAAGAAAAUAUACUGUUGGGUAGACCUGAUGCAGAUCAGGUAGAGAUCGAAGAAGCUGCUAGAGUAGCUAAUGCUCAUUCGUUCAUCUUCAAACUUCCUCAAGGUUAUGAAACACAGGUAGGGGAGAGAGGGUUGCAACUAUCAGGGGGGCAAAAGCAGAGAAUAGCGAUUGCAAGGGCAAUGUUGAAAAACCCGGCAAUUCUUCUCCUAGAUGAGGCAACGAGUGCAUUGGACUCUGAGUCAGAAAAACUUGUUCAAGAAGCUCUUGAUAGGUUCAUGAUUGGUAGAACAACUCUUGUAAUUGCGCACCGGCUAUCUACUAUUCGCAAAGCUGACCUUGUUGCAGUGCUUCAGCAAGGAAGUGUUUCUGAAAUUGGAUCUCACGACGAGCUCUUUGCGAAAGGGGAAAAUGGAGUUUAUGCCAAGCUUAUCAGAAUGCAGGAGAUGGCAAAUGAAAGUUCAACGAGCAAUGCCAGAAAAAGUAGUGCAAGGCCUUCAAGUGCUAGGAAUUCUGUAAGCUCACCGAUAAUUACUCGGAAUUCUUCUUAUGGCGGCCGAUCACCAUACUCGAGGAGGUUUUCUGAUUUCUCCACAUCUGAUUUUAAUCUCCCCCAUGAUGCAUCGUAUCCAAAUUACAAGCUUGAGAAGCUUGCGUUCAAAGAGCAAGUGAGUUCCUUCUGGCAACUUGUGAAAAUGAACUCACCUGAAUGGUUAUAUGCAUUGAUUGGUUCUAUAGGCUCUAUUGUUUGCGGAUCUCUUAGUGCAUUCUUUGCUUAUGUUCUCAGUACUGUCCUCAGUGUCUAUUACAAUCCAAACCAUAAGCACAUGAUUAGAGAAAUCGAAAAAUAUUGCUACUUGCUGAUUGGACUUUCGUCGGCUGCACUUUUAUUCAAUACAUUGCAGCACUUCUUCUGGGAUAUUGUCGGUGAAAAUCUUACUAAACGGGUGAGGGAGAAAAUGUUGAGUGCGGUACUUAAAAAUGAAAUGGCGUGGUUUGAUCGAGAGGAAAAUGAGAGUGCUAGGAUUGCAGCAAGGCUAGCGCUUGAUGCCAACAAUGUUAGAUCUGCUAUUGGAGAUCGGAUUUCGGUAAUUGUGCAGAACACUGCACUUAUGCUUGUUGCUUGUACUGCAGGGUUUGUAUUGCAGUGGCGGCUUGCCCUUGUUCUCGUUGCUGUCUUCCCGGUUGUUGUCGCAGCCACUGUCUUACAGAAAAUGUUCAUGUCGGGUUUCUCUGGCGACUUGGAAGCUGCUCAUGCCAAGGCCACGCAACUUGCCGGGGAGGCUAUAGCCAAUGGACAAAUUUCUGGAAUUGGUUAUGGGAUAGCUCAGUUUGCACUCUAUGCUUCCUAUGCUCUUGGUCUUUGGUAUGCUUCUUGGCUUGUGAAGCACAGUAUCUCUGAUUUCUCUAAAACAAUCCGAGUAUUUAUGGUCCUCAUGGUCUCUGCUAAUGGUGCUGCCGAAACUUUAACCUUGGCUCCUGACUUCAUCAAGGGAGGUCGAGCUAUGAGAUCGGUUUUUGAUCUCCUAGACCGUAGAACUGAAAUUGAGCCAGAUGAUCCAGAUGCCGCGCAUGUCCCCGAAUCUCUUCACGGUGAAGUAGAACUCAAGCAUGUUGACUUUUCCUAUCCCAGCCGACCAGAUAUGCCAGUUUUCCGCGACCUUAGUCUUCGUGCAAAGGCAGGCAAAACUCUUGCCCUUGUAGGCCCUAGUGGAUGUGGUAAGAGCUCGGUUAUCGCACUUAUACAAAGAUUCUAUGAUCCAACAUCCGGCCGAGUCAUGAUCGAUGGAAAGGACAUAAGGAAAUACAAUCUCAAGUCCCUUAGAAAACACAUUGCAAUAGUGCCCCAAGAGCCGUGCUUAUUUGCUACAACUAUCUACGAAAACAUUGCUUAUGGACACGACUCAGCUUCCGAAGGCGAGAUUAUCGAAGCCGCGACUCUCGCCAAUGCUCACAAGUUCAUAUCUUCUCUCCCCGACGGAUACAACACAUUUGUUGGCGAACGAGGAGUUCAACUAUCUGGAGGACAGAAGCAAAGAAUAGCAAUUGCGCGAGCUUUUGUACGGAAAGCAGACCUUAUGCUUCUUGAUGAAGCAACAAGUGCACUUGAUGCUGAAUCCGAACGGUCUGUUCAAGAAGCCCUCGACCGCGCCUGCUCGGGUAAAACUACCAUCAUUGUUGCACACAAGCUAUCAACUAUUAGGAAUGCCAAUCUCAUUGCAGUGAUUGAUGAUGGGAAACUUGAGGAACAAGGAUCACAUUCUCAUUUGUUGAAAAAUCACCCGGACGGAAUCUAUGCGCGCAUGAUUCAACUGCAAAGCUUGACGAAUAGCCAAGUCGUUGGGAUCACAUCGAGUUCAGGCUCUUCAGCAAGAACAAGAGAUGAUGAAGUUGAAUGCUAG